UUCUUCUCCUUUCACUCUUUCUCCUCGGUCUCCUCUCCUCCAUCUGAAGUCAUGUCCUGCAGGUGGACAGCUCUGUGCGUCUCCUUCCUCCUCUUCCUCCUCCGCGUUCAGGGCAUCGAGUUGGUUCACGCUCGGUCCCUGUCUGCUCUGCCGGAUUUUGAGCUUCCAGAGGUUGAUGGUUCUGCUGUGGACGACACCUGCAGGAUUUUCCCUGACCCCACACCGGACCCCACACCGGACCUCACCACCACCAGCACCACCAGCACCACCACAGCAACCACACGUCCACCCAUCACCAGGAAGCAGGUGACUGUCAAGUCAACCAAAGACACUGGAGCACCAAUCAGACCACAGCCAGCUCCGUCAGGACCAAUCACCAACUCCAACCCUGCAGCCAUCCUCCUCUACUACCUCCUGACCAAUGGCAGAGGACGUGCAGCCGGUUCUCUCCCAGGGUUCAACAGCAAAGGCACGAGGGGAAAGGUGGGGAGCAGGCGGGGCGCAGGCUCGUCUUCGUCAGAGGACUCCAGUGACGAGAAUUAAAAUCACAUCGUGAUAAACAGAUUUUUACCUUUUGGUUUUUAAGCAGAUAAAAGGAAAAGACAGCACCUGAGGGCAAAUGUUGCAGCAUCACUGUCGUAAUAUCAGAACAUAUUUUCUAUGUUGUGGAUAUUAAAUAUUAUUUUGCACUAAAACAUUAAAGAAAAGUUUGAAUGUAUGUUAGUUUAGAGCAGAACCAACACAAACUCAAACGUCCUGUUUGAUUAACUUUGAUUUAAAAGGUGUGAGUGAUGUGUCUGCUGUGUGUGAAGGUUCAACAUAAUAAAACAAACCUAAAAACUUCUGAUCAACAGCCGAAAUACAAGGAUUAAAGAUGUUCAGUAAUAAUUUUAUUCAUAUCUGCCUUUAGGAAGUCAGCUGAGAGCAGAACAGGUGUGUUAGGGCGUGUGUUUGGGUGUGUGUGUGUGGUGUCUGUCGUCACUGUUGUGUCCGUGCUGCUGUGCUUCGGGCUGUUUGUCUUUCCUCUGGUCCUUGGUGACGCCUCUGUUGUGUUUGCCUGAGGAAACAUCGGAGGAAUCAUCGCUGUUAUCGCAGGUUUUUUCGUGCUGCAGCUUUUCACCUGCGGUUUGUGUUAUUUUGAAAAAGCUGGAGCUAAUGUUAAAAGUCAAAGUGAAGACGCUGCUGUCUGAUUGGACCAGACGGAGCCCGCCUCAUACAUUUAUUGUUUCCUGAAUAAAACGUUGGGACUAUAGGCA
Toxotes jaculatrix (banded archerfish) is the source of this 1256-nucleotide messenger RNA. RefSeq lists its product as uncharacterized. The transcript is spliced from 3 exons. Lineage: Eukaryota; Metazoa; Chordata; Actinopteri; Toxotidae. The record is from RefSeq and is a predicted model, not a curated record. The coding region runs from base 52 to 543 and encodes 163 amino acids.